AUGCGACGGCAUUACUUCAACAAUGAGAAACUGGAUUCGCCCUGUCCCAACUGGACUGCAAUGUUGUCCGACAUAGUCAAGGGUAACUUCAUCAAUGUUCUACCGAUAAUAGUGAUCGGUGGAUCAAUUGGUUAUUUCUGGGCUGGUGACGACGACGGUUCCAUUCCCGUUGACGCUGCGCUUCAAGCCGCGAUUGUGCAGCUGGGUAUCGAAUUGGUAUGGGUAUCAUCCGCGUCGUGGUACUUUUUGAACGUGUUCGGUCUGAGAUCCUAG
Molecule: messenger RNA, 273 nt
Organism: Armigeres subalbatus
Lineage: Eukaryota; Metazoa; Arthropoda; Insecta; Diptera; Culicidae
Product: ER membrane protein complex subunit 3-like
Exons: 1
Coding region: 1-273 (90 amino acids)
Biological process (GO): protein folding in endoplasmic reticulum
Cellular component (GO): EMC complex; membrane
Source: RefSeq, a predicted model, not a curated record